This is a messenger RNA of Puccinia triticina, 315 nucleotides long. RefSeq lists its product as uncharacterized. The transcript is spliced from 2 exons. Lineage: Eukaryota; Fungi; Basidiomycota; Pucciniomycetes; Pucciniales; Pucciniaceae. The record is from RefSeq and is a predicted model, not a curated record. Bases 1 to 315 code for a protein of 104 amino acids.
AUGACCUGGACUUCAAGCUUGUCUCAGACCUUAUCCACUGAUCUGGGUGCUCUCGGGCACGCUGCUCAAGGGCUUCCGGCUUGCGUUGCUGGUUCUACAUAUGUUCAAGGCGCUGAAUUGUGGGAGCGACUUGCGGCUGAUUCCAAGCCGACGGCUGGCCUUCUGAACGCUCAUUGGAGCAGGUUCCCAGAGAGACUGCAGACAGAAAGGAUCAUAUGCUUGUACUGCAACGGCAAGGCCAACCGCACCAGUCUGCCCCUGCUCACAGGCCCCUCCUACACAAUUCUGAACGGGAGUCAAGCAGCAAUCUUUUGA